Neltuma alba is the source of this 1308-nucleotide messenger RNA. Its product is annotated as adenosylhomocysteinase 1-like. The record is from RefSeq and is a predicted model, not a curated record. Bases 1 to 1308 code for a protein of 435 amino acids. Gene Ontology annotation, molecular function: adenosylhomocysteinase activity. Gene Ontology annotation, biological process: L-methionine cycle. The transcript has 2 exons. NCBI's taxonomy places the organism in Eukaryota, Viridiplantae, Streptophyta, Magnoliopsida, Fabales, Fabaceae. Gene Ontology annotation, cellular component: cytosol.
AUGGCCUUGGAUGUUCAAAAAACCACCGGUGGCCGUGAAUACAAGGUCAAGAACCUGUCUCAGGCAGACUUUGGCCACCUAGAGAUCGAGAGCGUUGAGAUGGAAAUGCCCGGUCUCAUGGCUUGCCGUGCUGAAUUCAACCCUUUCCAGCCUUUCAAAGGAGCCAGAAUCACCAGUUCCCUCCCCAUGACCAUUCAAACCAUUGUCCUCAUCGAAACUCUAAUUGCUCUUGGAGCCGAAGUUCGCUGCAUCUCCUCCACUCAGGAUCACGCUGCCACCGCCAUCGCUCGUGACAACGCCUCCAUCUUCGCUUGGAAGGGGGAGACUCUUCAGGAGUACUGGUGGUGUACCGAACGUGCCCUUGACUGGGGUCCUGGUAGUGGUCCGGAUCUGAUAGUUGGUGACGGUGGCGACACCACCUUCUUGAUCCAUGAGGGUGUGAAAGUUGAGGAGAUAUAUGCGAAGACUGGUAAGUUUCCGGACCUGUCUUCUACUGAUAACACUGAGUUCCACUUCCACAUUGUUCUCAGUAUGAUUAGGGCUGGGUUGGAGGCUGAUCCCAUAAGGUACCACAAGACGAAGGAGAGACUAGUUGGUGUCUCUGUGAAGACAGCCGAUGCUACUGAGAGGCUUUACCAGAUGCCAGCUAAUGGAACCCUCUUGUUCCUUGCCAUCAGUGUCAACCACUCUGUUACAAAGAGGGGGUUCAUUAACUUGUACGGUUGCCGCUACGCUGCUCUUGAUGGGAUAAAGAGAGCCGCCAACAUUACGAUUCUUGGGAAAAAAGCUGUUGUGUGUGAAUAUGAUGAUGCUAGCAAGGGAUGUGCUACCGCACAGUCCGCACUUAAGCUGGCUGGAGCUAAUGUGGUUGUGUAUACGGAUGAUUCCAACCAUGCCCUUCGAGCUCUCUUAGGAGGUUUCGAAGUUACUAAGAUCCUCGACGAUGUUGUUCCUGAGGCAGACAUAUUCGUGACCAACAUCAAACGAGACAAUAUUGAUGUUGUUAAACACGUGACGAAGAUGAAGAACAACGCGGUUAUUUACAACAUUAUGGAUCCAAUAUUAGACCCUCGCAGCAACACGGGAUACCCUGAUUUGAUGCCGUCUUGGUCUUGUGCAAGCCAUGUGGUUGCUAUGCUUGAGUUGUGGAGCCUGAGAAGGACUGGUAUAAGUACGAGGACAAGGUUUAUGAUAUGCCUGAGCAUCUUAAAAGGAAGGUUUCUGAUCUCCACCUUCCCAAGCUUCCGGAGGCGAGCGUGGCUACGGCUGGUGACCCUAAGAAGGGUGAUAAGGUCAAGGGGAUACUAA